Parnassius mnemosyne (clouded apollo) is the source of this 447-nucleotide messenger RNA. The record is from the annotation of a GenBank genome assembly. Lineage: Eukaryota; Metazoa; Arthropoda; Insecta; Lepidoptera; Papilionidae.
AUGAGCUUACCACUACACGAGAAGCAACACGCCUACAGCUUAGGCAAAUCAACAGACUCGGCAUUUCACCAGGCAAUAACACAGGUUGAAGGGGCCAUCCAAAACAAAGAAAAAUGUCUAGGAUCCUUCAUAGAUACAGAAAGUGCUUUUGACAGAACGAACUUCUCCAGUAUAAAAGUUGCAUUAAGGAGACAUAGAGUUGAACCGGCACAGAUCGACUAUUGGAUAGUAAACAAGUUCAGUUCACAAACAAUACUGAUUGCUGGUGAAUCUCAGGCAGUCCAAAUAAGAAAGCGCUGCUCACAGGGUGGGGUUCUUUCACGUCUCCUGUGGAAUAUGAUCAUAAUAGAGCUAAUCAGCAAAUUAAAUUGUAACCAUUUCUAUAUUUAUAGUUAUGCAGAUGACCUGACAUUACUGGUCUCGGGAAACAUAAUUAGAAUAGAAUAA